UCCUACUUCCGUACACAAACGACUCGGCUGAUGACGUGUACUGUCCGGGUACCGUUAGCUAGCGUGCUAGCGCUGCCACCUGUCAGAAUAACGGGUUUAUCGAGACACUGACCACAUACAAUAAAGUAGAAGGGGACGCGGAGCGUUUCACCACAUCGGGGACCAUGGAGACUCUUUACCACCAGACCAACAAACACAUCCAGGAGGUUCAGUCCAUGAUGGGACACCUGGAGAAGACGGACCGCCAGUCGGUGCACUUGUUGGAGAAUGACCUGCAGGCGAGAAUCGACCAGAUCUUCAACCAUCUCGAACGCCUGGAGAUCCUGGUGAGCAAGGAGCCGCUGAACCGCCGGCAGAACGCCAAAUUGCGAGUGGACCAGCUUAAAUACGACGUGCAGCACCUCCGCACCGCUCUGCAGAACUUCCAGCACCGACGCUACGACAGAGAGGCCCAGGAGAGAGAGCGGGAAGAGCUCAUGAGUCGCACCUUCACGACCAACGACGCGGACACGUCCAUCCCCAUGGACGAGACCCUACAGCAGAACUCCAACUUGCACAACGCGCACAGAGGCAUGGACGACCUCCUGGGCAGCAGCAGCAGCAUCCUGAACGGACUCCGAGAUCAACGAUCCACGCUGAAGGGGACCCACAAGAAGAUGCUGGACGUGGCCAACAUGUUGGGGCUGUCGAACACGGUGAUGAGGCUGAUCGAGAGGCGAGCCACCACAGACAAGUUCAUCAUGAUCGGAGGAAUGCUGCUGACCUGCGUCUUCAUGUUCCUGGUGAUCAGAUACCUCGGCUGAUCGCCAUCCGCCGCCGCUGCUCAGCCGUGGCGCACCGUCCCUUGUGAUAUGAAACGUGGCAGAGCAAAAAAAAAUUAGGAUAAAAAAUAAAGUAAUUUUUUAUAAAAAGUGCCAUUACAGCAGUAUUUUAUUCCACUUGAAAGCUCCAAGAGCGCGUCGGACUUUAUGCUGCUUUUCCUCAGAUUACUGCCACACGUUUUUUUUUUUCUAUCAAAACCACUCUGAAGCUGUAAAUUCUCAAAAAUACCUUAACCAGAUAUUUAUACUCAACAGGCUUUUUGUCUCUAGUUAAAAAAACAUGUUCUGUUCCUUCAUCUGUGACUGUGUUGAUAGAGAAAUAGAAAAAAUUGUGUGGAAAUAACCACAUAGUGCUCCAUAUUUCUUUACAUUGCAUCUCAAUUAAUGAAAUGUGUUUUGAUGUUUACUCAAUGCAGUCAAAUACAACGGUCCAGCAAUAAGUUCUACCUUCGUGAAUGUUGUAAUUAUUAAUAAUAAUAUUAGUUUACAGUGUAAUUAAAUUGUUGAUUUAGCUUUAUCAUUAUUAAUAAGAAUGUUGUUUGUGUUAUUUAGCCUUACCUUGUUGAUACAAAAUGACUAAGGCGCCUCUGUGUAACAACAUAAACUGCAGCCUCAAAAAUAUAUCAUUCAGUUCAAUCAAUAACUUCUGAAAACUGUUGAUAAAAAACAUUAAAAAACCUUAAUGAAGGUAGGAUUUCCUGCAGGACUGUUGUAUCAGACUGUUGAGCUAAGUGUUCCUAAUAAACUGAGCAUAAUUGUAUCCAGGAUUAAGCAGCGGCGAUAAAUAGGAUGGCGACAAACAAACUGUUGAGAAAAGAAAUGGAAGCAGCAGUCAUUUUUGUAAUUGUUCUCCACUUUCUCUUGGGUUGAUGCUUGUGUCUAGUCUCGCUAUGUGAGUGAUUUAAUUCUCUUCAUGGAAUAAUAAAAAAAAAACAUGUUUGA
Scophthalmus maximus (turbot) is the source of this 1763-nucleotide messenger RNA. It is a transcript of the gene gosr2, whose product is annotated as golgi SNAP receptor complex member 2. The coding region runs from base 165 to 803 and encodes 212 amino acids. Gene Ontology annotation, biological process: intra-Golgi vesicle-mediated transport; vesicle fusion. Gene Ontology annotation, molecular function: SNAP receptor activity; SNARE binding. Lineage: Eukaryota; Metazoa; Chordata; Actinopteri; Pleuronectiformes; Scophthalmidae. The record is from RefSeq and is a predicted model, not a curated record. Gene Ontology annotation, cellular component: endoplasmic reticulum membrane; Golgi apparatus; ER to Golgi transport vesicle membrane. The transcript has 6 exons.